GCAGACGCGAGGGUCAUCACAAAAUAAUCAAUAGGUACUCAAAUGCCCUUUAAAGCUACAACACAAAAUAAAUAGCUACAAAGUAAAAAUUGUUACCAGCUUACCGUACUCAGUUCUAUAAUUCAAGAAAUAUUUAAAACAAUAGAAAAACACUAUCGUUAUGGAGAAUAAAUGCAGUGUGAUUGAUUGUAAAAACUUAAUGGAUGAAAAUGAUGUUGCAAAAUUAUACAGAUCUUCUCCAACGAAUUCAGAAACACUGCCUUUGUGGAAAACAACUACUAGUCAAACAAUAGAAUGGAAACCUAGUCAACACAGUGGGUUAUGUGUCAACUCUUUUGAAAAAGCUGAAUACAUAGUUGGCAACAGGAAAAGGGCUUUAAAAUCAACAAAAAACCCAACGGAUGAAUAUUGUACAGAUUUAAUGGAAUAUAACAAAACGAAGUCACUAAAUACAUGUAGUGAUGCAGGGCAAAAGGAAAAACUUAUAAAAAACCAACCAGUGAACAUUGAAUACCAGUUAUUGGCGGAUUCAUAUUUCAAAAAAAUUAAAGCUUUAAAAAUGAAAAAACGAAGAUACACUAAAGAAAUUAAUUUAUUAUACUCAGAGUUAUUGAAAAAAAAAAAUCUUCUCAUCGAUCAAGAAAUUCAUAUAAACUCUUUGGACAAUGAUCCAAAACUAUUUUCCAUUUUCGUAGAUACUGAAAUGAAAAAAUUAAAGCAAAAUAAAAAAGUUUAUUUAACUACAAAAUUGAAAAUCAAAAAAAUACUAACCAAAGGACUGCUUAAGGCCUUAAAAACCGAAAUUUAGUUUUUAAACAAAUUUAAACAGUUAAAAAGUAUAAAAAGUAGCUAAAAAUAUAAAAUAUUUUCUCUAAUAGUUUUUAGAUAUUUAUCAUUCUUAUCAAACAUCAAUCAUUGUAUAUAUGUUAUAUGCAUUCUAUUUAUGAAUACGAUUAUAUUUUUAUCAAGUGAUUAUCGGAUGUGGUUCUUUGCCAGGCUUUGAUCAUAUUAAAAUCUAAGUUGCCAAGAUUUAAAAAAUAAAAUAAAUACUAAUUAGUUAGUAGAAGAUACAUUGCAAUCGACUUUAUUUCUAGUAUAUACGGUUUAUUUAUUGUGCACGUGCCUAUAAGUUUGACAAUUUGUAUUUUUGUUAAUUUAGUUACGAUAAAGUGUUAAAAAUGCUGUAAUUUAAAUCAUCGUUUUCCUAUCGCUUAUACAGUUACCUGACUAUUAAAAAAGUUUAAUUAUUU
Messenger RNA from Rhopalosiphum padi (bird cherry-oat aphid), 1250 nucleotides. RefSeq lists its product as uncharacterized. The record is from RefSeq and is a predicted model, not a curated record. The transcript has 4 exons. Lineage: Eukaryota; Metazoa; Arthropoda; Insecta; Hemiptera; Aphididae. Bases 161 to 808 code for a protein of 215 amino acids.